AUGGCCGUUGAACGAAAAUUUAUUAAAUCAUUCGAGUAUGAAUCUUUUGAGAACUGGCAAUUAAUUGGUAAAGGAGGGUUUGGUACCGUGUUUAGUGCUUAUUCUAAAGAUACUGAUCAAAUUGUAGCUUUAAAGAGAUUACAUUACUGUCCUACAAGUGAUAAUGAAGAUUCGUUUGAUGAAUUUGCUAGAGAGGUUAAAAAUAUUACUAAAGUCGACCAUCACAUAUGUAUAAUUCGAUUCUUUGGGAUUACUCAAGAUCCGACAAAUAAAUUACACUACAUGGUACUCCAAUUUGCAAAUAACGGAGAUCUUCGAAGUUAUUUACAUGAACAUUUUUCAGAAUUAAAUUGGUCAACUAAAAUUAAAAUGGCAAAGGAAAUCUCUAGUGGGAUUAAUUGUUUGCAUAAUGCAAACAUUAUUCAUCGUGAUCUU
Dentiscutata heterogama is the source of this 435-nucleotide messenger RNA. Lineage: Eukaryota; Fungi; Glomeromycota; Glomeromycetes; Diversisporales; Gigasporaceae. The record is from the annotation of a GenBank genome assembly.